UUUGCAGUGGUGAUUUUGGUGAAGAUAGGUAUUCUGAUCUGUGUGUGCAGAAAAAGAAAUCAGAAGAAUGAUAUAUCAGUAUUUUCUGGUUCAAAAUUUCUGACUCUGACUAUAAAUAAAUUUCUUAACGACAUGGAAAGGGAGAAGCCAAUCAGAUUCACCGAUCAACAACUACGGAUUGCAACUGAUAACUACUCUAACUUGUUGGGGUCAGGAGGUUUUGGAGCAGUUUAUAAGGGAACUUUCAGUAAUGGGACUGUUGUUGCAGUGAAGGUUCUGCGAGGGACUUCAGACAAGAAAAUCGAGGAGCAGUUUAUGGCAGAAGUGGGAACGAUUGGCAGAAUUCAUCAUUUCAAUCUUGUUAGACUCUAUGGAUUUUGCUUUGAAGAAAACCUGAUAGCACUAGUGUAUGAGUACAUGGGUAAUGGCUCUCUUGAUAGGUAUUUGUUCCACGAAAAGAAGACCUUAGGAUAUGAAAAGCUUCAUGAGAUUGCAGUGGGAACAGCUAGAGGCAUUGCUUAUUUGCACGAGGAGUGCCAACACAGAAUAAUCCAUUACGACAUAAAACCAGGAAAUAUUCUUUUGGACAGGAAUUUCAAUCCUAAAGUUGCUGAUUUCGGUUUAGCCAAACUCUGCAACAGGGACAAUACUCAUAUAACCAUGACUGGAGGCAGAGGAACUCCAGGUUAUGCUGCACCUGAGCUUUGGAUGCCCUUUCCUAUAACUCCCAAGUGUGAUGUUUAUAGUUUUGGCAUGCUGCUAUUUGAAAUCAUAGGCAGAAGAAGAAAUAUUGAUAUUAAACUUGGUGAAAGCCAAGAGUGGUUUCCAAUAUGGGUUUGGAAAAAAAUUGAUACUGGACAAUUGGGGGAGUUGAUGACAGUCUGUGGGAUAGAGGAGAAAGAUAAGAAGAUUGCAGAAAGAAUGAUUAAGAUAGCUUUGUGGUGUGUGCAGUAUAGACCAGAAAUAAGGCCAAUAAUGAGUGUUGUGGUGAAAAUGCUGGAAGGUUCAGUGGAAGUUCCAGAACCUGACAACCCUUUUCAGCAUUUCAUGGGUGGGAUUACCAUUGCUCAUCCAGUUCCAAUGUCACAGACCUAUAAUACAGCAAGUAUUUCAUCUGGUUCUUCUGUUAUGGUAACAAACUCCAGCAUUGUGUGUGCUACUCCUAUUAUGAGGAAGUACGGCAUUGAAUUAGCCUCUAGCAAUGUGUGAUGCAAAUUAUUUAUAGCUACAUGAUGAGUUGAGUUGUAAAAUACUUUCAUUUGUGCUGAUUAGUUUCAAAUGUAUCCAUGUACAUAUACGUGCCCUUUUUUUUCUGUCAUGAAAAGCUCUUUCCUUUUUGCCUCUAAACUAUUUGGAGUUGAAAAGUUGUAUAUUGAGGGAAGCAAAGAAGAAAAGGGCCUUUAUGCAUACAUCAAAAUCUGUAUUCGAUUCUGAAGUUAUUUUAUUUCUAAAAUCUUGUUAGAGUAUAUUUUGUUGUUUCAUGCUAUAUGCAAUCGUGCUUAUACCUUUUGAACUGUAUGUCUUAAUUUUGAAGAUUUCCA
Vigna radiata var. radiata (mung bean) is the source of this 1541-nucleotide messenger RNA. Its product is annotated as rust resistance kinase Lr10-like. Gene Ontology annotation, biological process: protein phosphorylation. Gene Ontology annotation, molecular function: ATP binding; protein kinase activity. The transcript has a single exon. The annotation marks the transcript as partial. The record is from RefSeq and is a predicted model, not a curated record. Lineage: Eukaryota; Viridiplantae; Streptophyta; Magnoliopsida; Fabales; Fabaceae.